CCAUGGCGGCCACUAAAAAGGAAGGAUGUUGAACCAAUAUAUCCAGGAAUUGGAGCAGGUGGGCCUUUUAUUACGUUCUUCUCGUCAUAGGAAAAGCAUCGUGAAGUGUCUUUAAGUAUUUUGAGGACCCUUUUGAUGGAGAAGAGUUUGUGGAGCGGCUGGCAUGGCGGGUCAACGCCAGCGUGUCGGCGCCGGGCUCAUCAGACUCGGUCUUCAACCCAGACCUGCUGCACGAGGCCUUCACGCAGGCCAUCAAAGAUCUGCAGAUCCUGGAUGAGAGGACAGCUAAAAAAUGUGAGCGAAUGGAGGCAGCAGUGAGGGAGGAGGAGGUGCGCUACUGGCACAACAUUGCCCAGCUUCUGGAACACAAUAAGGAAGCAUUCCAGAGUUUCCAGGACCUAGACAGCCACAUCAACAGUGUGGCCACCAAGGUGGUGCACCUCGGGGACCAGCUAGAAAGUGUCAACACCCCUCGGUCCCGAGCAGUGGAGGCCCAGCGCCUCAUGGACCACUUCAGGGAGUUCCUCCUUUCAGGACCUUUGGUGUCUGAGGUCUUCACUGACAAGUCCAAGAUUUAUGAAGCAGCAGAUGUGAUUCAGAAGCUUCAUCUAAUUGCCCAGGAGCUUCCCUCGGGCAAAUUUGAAACUGCCAAGGCAAAGAUAGCAGAGAAGUAUGAUGAAAUAGAGCGAUCCCUUAUCAUGGAGUUUGUGAAGGCACAUCGGGCAGGGGACAAGGAUCGCAUGAAGGAGAUUGCCUCCACACUGUCUCACUUCAAGGGCUACUCUCAAUGUAUUGAUGCUUUUAUAGAGGAGGCACAGCAUGGGUCACUAAGAUCACGAGACAUGUACCAGGAGGUUGUGCCCCUGUGCCGGAGGUCUGAGGUGCUCAUCAGGGAGGUGUUCACUAAUCCUGACCAGGUGAUGGGCAAGUUUGUGCUGAACAUCUUCCAAAGACAGCUUCUGGAAUACAUACAGAUGAAAUUAGAAAACAAGACUCUACUUGAGCUGUACCUGAAGAACCUACAUGAGCUAUACUGCCAGACUGUCAAGCUAUGCACAGACCUCCAGACCUUCAACCUGGGCAACGACUCUCAGUUUCUCUCCAAGCUCACUAAGUCAAUAUUCCAGCGACACCUAAACUCUUACAUCAGCAUAGAGACCAGAUUCCUGAAAGAAAAGUUUGGUUUAAUUCUGAGUCGCUAUUAUGAAAACAAAGGUCACCAGAAGAAGAACAUACAGUCUGGAGGCAUCAAUGACUUCCGGCGCAACAUCCAGGAUGUGAUCGGCACCAAGGCCAACAUUAACAUUGGGCCAGCUGUGGAAAACUAUGGUGGGGAGACCUUCCUGUCAGAGGAGGUGGCAAUCUCCCUCUUGCAGGAGACUAAGCAGGCCUUCAAAAGGUGCCAGAUGCUUUCCUCUCAGUCUGAUGUUCACAAUAAUGCUGUCCAGAUAUUUGAUCUCCUAGCAAAGGCUCUCUUGAAUGAACAUGUUGAUUAUGCCAUUGAGUUGGGGCUGCAGGUCAUUCCUGGUGGUGAGGUGCGCACUCCCCCAGAGGUGAGCUUCUUUGAGGUGGUGCACCAGAGCAGCUCCAUGAUGAACCUUCUUGACAAGUUGUUCAGUGACACCCUUGUACCACUGGUGAUUUCCACUCCCAAACAUGGGGACUGUCUGCAGAAAAAGAAGCAGCUGGGCAGCACACUGGAGCAGAAACUGGACCUUGGCCUUGACCGCACCUUGUCAGCAAUUGUCAGCUACGUGAGGCAUGUCCUCACGGUGGAGCAGAAGAGGACAGACUUCAAACCAGAGGAUGAUGACAUGUUAAUCACCAAUGUUACUGUGGCAUGCCAGCGUGUGGUGCGCUACAUCAACCUGGUGGUGGAGCGCAUCCGGGACUCCCUUGAUGGGCACAACUUGGAGAGUGUGCUGCUGGAGCUGGGCCUCAGGUUCCACCGCACCAUCUUCGACCAUCUCAUGAAGUUUGAAUACAGUGCCACUGGAGCAAUGGCUGUGAUCUGUGAUGUGAACGAGUACAGAAAGUGUGUGGCAAACUUCAAGAUUCCUCAGGUCAACUCCCUGUUCGACACACUCCACACACUGUGCAAGCUGCUGCAGGUGACCCCAGAGAAUCUUAAAAUGGUGUGCUUUGGAGAUCAGCUGAGUGGCUUGGAUCGCAAUGUUCUGGCAAACUUCAUUCAGCUUCGUGCUGAUUACAAGACUGCCAAACUUGGAAACCAACUGAAAUGAGAUAUUUAGUGUAUGAGACAUGAGAUAUUUAGUGUAUGAGACUUAAGGAUGAAAUAUAUUUAUUAUAUUUUAUUUAUUUAAGUGGCAGAACUUUGCAUUUACACAAUACAUGAAUUUUGCAAAUUUCUCAAAGUUUUCUUGAAACCUAAGGUCAAUCUACAACUGACAUACAUGGACAUUACAGUACCUUACAGAUGUACACUGGGGUUCUCUCUCAUUUUUUAACACUGCAGACACAUGGAUGAACAGAAAAGUAAGAUGUACUGGACUGCAAAAUGUGCCUCAAAUCUUUCUUUGUGUAUGGAUAGGAGUGGUCUGUGAAUGGAAGUUUUACUGUUAGUUGAAGUGCCUAUGUAGGCCAGUAAAGGUUAUCAAUGUGUAACGUGAAUGGUCCAGAAACUAAAGAUGCCACGACAGAGGACUAAGUUAUCAAAUCUCAGCUGAGCUACUGACUGGAGAUGCUUUGAUAAUAGCCAAGACCCUCUCUCUCUCUCUCUCUCUCUCUCUCUCUCUCUCUCUCUCCUUACCCAAUUAACCAACAUAUACUUUCAUUGCUUCCUACACUUGUACAUUAUUAUUCUUCCUAGUAUUCUGUUCCUUAUAUGCAAAACUGAUAACUUAUAAAAUAUUUUAAAGACUGAAACAUCAAAGUUUUUGAAAGUUAAGGUUAUUUUACAUCUUAUUGGUGAUCUAUUAAACUAUGUAUGAUUAAACUAUGUAUGAACUUCAGUGAAUGUUAAUUAAACAACAGUCUACCUGCCACUUUUGUCAGGAAAAUGUUAAUACUAGUCUUCAACUGUUGUAAUUUAUAUGAGUGCAAAUGAGAUUGCAGCAGCAUUAAUGAGAAGCAGUGACAUCUUCCAUUUGUCAUUAUAAAUGGUGCUUAAGUUAACCUGGAUCUGUAUAACACAAUGUACAACUGGUGGUGAGUGUUGAAAAGUUUGGUGCAUUUCUGACAGACUCAUUACUGUCUUUUAACAGGUUAAUGUUUCAGGAGUGAGCAGUAAAGAGGUUAAAAACAAAUGUCUCAAAAAUCUGAAUAAUAAGAAUGCAUUUGGAAUUAUAUUAGAAUGCUGAUGCAUUCAAAAUUACCUCACUUUUCUGUGAAUAUCUCAGAAUUAAUCCGCUGGAAAUCCAAAAAUGCUAUGAAAUGUGAUAAGUUCCGACAUUCACACAGUGAUAUGUUGAAACCUUUCUUUAUUCAACUGUGAUGUGUAUAGCUAUAUUUUCAGUCAAUAUAAGCUGUUGCCUUGU
This is a messenger RNA of Scylla paramamosain (green mud crab), 3497 nucleotides long. It is a transcript of the gene Sec10, whose product is annotated as exocyst complex component 5-like. Gene Ontology annotation, cellular component: cytoplasm; exocyst. The record is from RefSeq and is a predicted model, not a curated record. The coding region runs from base 303 to 2243 and encodes 646 amino acids. NCBI's taxonomy places the organism in Eukaryota, Metazoa, Arthropoda, Malacostraca, Decapoda, Portunidae. Gene Ontology annotation, biological process: Golgi to plasma membrane transport; exocytosis. The transcript is spliced from 16 exons.